Anguilla rostrata (American eel) is the source of this 3201-nucleotide messenger RNA. It is a transcript of the gene pals2a, whose product is annotated as protein associated with LIN7 2, MAGUK p55 family member a. The record is from RefSeq and is a predicted model, not a curated record. Gene Ontology annotation, molecular function: protein binding. The coding region runs from base 482 to 2137 and encodes 551 amino acids. Gene Ontology annotation, cellular component: plasma membrane; cell-cell junction. Lineage: Eukaryota; Metazoa; Chordata; Actinopteri; Anguilliformes; Anguillidae. The transcript is spliced from 16 exons.
CGUCAUCGUGAGGGCAAGGCUUACUUACUUGAUUGGCAGCUUGCGUGUAUAGUUGUCGCGCGUGCUCCGGCAGCGAGGACAUUCAGUGGAUGUUUGAAUGUCUAACCGGGACAAUACAGACCAUAGGAUAUUACGUUAGAUUGCCCCAGGGACUCGACAGCACGGGCCCAUUCCAUGAGUGCUUAAUUUGAUUUGGGAAUGACUUUCAUGGAGAAUUCUCUGCGGCUCAGUGUUAGCUGACAGAUGAGAGGGGCGUAGCUGUGGGCCACGGGAGCUGGACUUUGGAUCAGCCUGAAGCAUCAGGUCCAGUCCCUCAGAGGAAUGCUUAAGGCUAAAGGAACUGUGAGUGUUGGAGCGGUCUGAUCUGAUAAAGAGAGAGGAUAAAGGCGCACCCUCUGUUCAGUGCGGUUGAAGGCCCACGCCGUUGCUUGUUUGAGUCUCUGGGCUCGGCUGUGAGAUUGUCCUGUGUGCUAUAGGGAAAAUGACUGUGGCCAAUGCCAAGUCCACCACAGCCAUGCAGCAGGUCCUGGACAACCUGCGUGACCUGCCUACCGCCACAGGUGCCAAAGACAUCGACCUCAUCUUCCUAAGGGGCAUCAUGGAGAGCCCCAUUGUCCGCUCCCUAGCUAAGGCUCACGAGCGGCUGGAAGACGCAAAGCCGGAGGCCGUGCGGGACAACAACGUGGAGCUGGUGUCGGAGAUCCUGGACGACAUCGACGGCCUGAGCAGCCAGGACAGCAACGCCGCCGAGCUGUCCCGCAUCCUCAAGGAGCCGCAUUUCCAGUCGCUGUUACAGGCUCAUGACAUGGUGGCCUCCAAGUCCUACGAAGCUCCGCCCUCAAACUCAGAGGUCGCCAACGACGUCGCGGCGAGCAACACUCUGAUGCACGCGGACUCUAUACGGAUGAUCGGAAUCCGGAAGAAGGCGGGGGAACCUCUGGGCGUGACAUUCCGGGUGGAGAAGGGCGACCUGGUGAUCGCCCGGAUCCUGCACGGUGGCAUGAUUGACAGGCAGGGCCUCCUGCACGUUGGUGACAUCAUCAAGGAGGUGAACGGCCACGAUGUGGGCAGCAACCCCAGAGAGGUGCAGGAGCUGCUGAAGGACUGCAACGGAGGCAUCACUCUCAAGAUCCUCCCCAGCUACAGGGAGUCCCCAGCCCCUGCGCAGGUUUUUUUGAAGCCACACUUCAACUACAAUCCAGCCAACGAUAAUCUGAUUCCCUGCAAGGAGGCUGGGCUUGCUUUCUCCAAGGGGGACAUCCUUCAGAUCGUCAACAAGGAGGACUCUAACUGGUGGCAGGCACGCAGUGUUGUGGGCGGAGCCACAGGACUGAUCCCAAGCCAGUUUUUGGAGGAGAAGAGGAAAGCCUUUGUCCGGAGAGACUGGAAUGGGUCAGGAACGUUGUGCGGCACAAUGACUGGGAAGAAGAAGAAAAAGAUGAUGUACUUGACAGCUAAGAAUGCAGAGUUCGACCGGCACGAGCUCCAGAUCUACGAGGAAGUGGCCAAGAUGCCGCCGUUCCAGAGGAAGACGCUGGUCCUGAUCGGAGCGCAGGGGGUGGGCCGCCGCAGCCUGAAGAACCGGCUCAUCGUGCUCAACCCCACCUUCUUCGGCACCACCGUCCCAUUCACGACCCGGCGCCCGCGCGAGGAGGAGAGGGACGGCCAGUCGUAUCGCUUCGUCACGCGGGCGGAGAUGGAGAGCGACAUCAAGGCCAGCCGCUACCUGGAGCACGGCGAGUACGACGGGAACCUCUACGGCACCAAAAUAGACUCCAUCCUGGAGGUGGUGGACACGGGCCGGACCUGCAUACUGGACGUGAACCCGCAGGCUCUGAAGGUUCUGAAAACAGCGGAGUUCAUGCCGUACGUGGUGUUCAUCGCGGCUCCAGAACUGGACACAUUGCGGGCGAUGCACAAGGCUGUCGUCGACGCGGGAAUCACCACCAAGGCGCUAACGGACACGGAUCUGAAGAAGACGGUGGAUGAGAGCGCGAGGAUCCAGAGAGCGUACAGCCACUACUUUGACCUCACCAUCGUGAACAACAACCUGGACAAGGCCUUUGAGGAGCUGCAGGCCGCUGUGAACCGCUUGUGCACAGAUCCGCAGUGGGUCCCGGUCAGCUGGGUUUACUGAGCUCUGGUACCGGCCCGGACCCGGUCACAGCACCAACCUCGCCCGGGGCAGCGGCCAGUGACGCGGAGCCGCGCUCAGACCACGCCCACUUCGGCUGACCGCCUCCCACCAGAGAACCCGCUGUACACUACGCAACUUUUUUUUACUCAAACCGAAGGGAAGUGUACUUAUUUAUUUAAAUUUUUAUAACUUUUUAUGGAACAACUUUCUACUCAUAUCUACUUGGAAACUAAACGAUAUCAAACAAAGCAGAGCGCACAUUUAGUUUUUUUGGAUUUGCUUUUUUUGUAUUGCAGUUGUACCAAACAGAUGCUGUAUUUUGAUCUCCUUAUUACAAGAAAAGACUACUCAAAACUAUUUAUUUGGAAAAGGUUAAGAGUGUGGUUUUUCUAGGACAAGUCACUACAGCAUGUUAGAGUACAAGGACCAUUGUCCCUAAUCAAACCGUUUACAAUUCAUGUCACUACAGUAACAGCAGUUUCUCUUACUGAGCCUCGAUAAUUGUUCAUUCUUUCCCAAUCUUACAUUAGAAUCUCUCUAAAUCCAUACUGUCCCAACCUAUGUAACCUUAACUCACAUGUGUACUUUAAACCAAAUAAUUGGCAAUGUUGGCAAAAAAAGCUCAAAAUUAGAAGUUUAGAUAUUUGUCUAAAGCUUGUCCAAAUUUUUUUUAGUUUGUUUAGGAAGGUUUGUUUUUGAGCUGAUCUGAUUUAUUUGUUCUCUGUGGCAUAGCUGAAUGAAAGGGUUUUCUUUAAUCAUUGAUAUCUGUGGUCUUUAAUGAAAUGCCGCUCCUUUCACAAGGCUCUGUGCUCUGUGGUUGUAUGUGUAUCUUUCAGGUUUUCCUGUUCUGUGUGUAGGGUUGUCUCCUGUGUCUGGGGCACACAUUUACCCCAAUCAUGGAGGGCAGGGAGGAAACGAAGCCCCUCCCUUUUAGUCAUGUCAUUAAAUGUCAUCACCAACCGUUUUCAACUGAUGGACAUGCUAACGCUACACAUUAAAAUGCAGACUUGUAUUUUUAGAUGUGGUUAGUAAUACUGAAAUAAAUUUACUGGAGGUUUCGGAGA